AGCGGCAUCAUCAUCAGUGGUAAAAAAAAAAAAAAAAAGUUGGACUGAAAGUACACAUUCAGUAAGGAAACUGAUGCGCGUAAGAAGGGAUGCCAGCCAGGCGUGGCUUGUGUUUGAAUAUCCAAUGUGAGAAUGCGUGGGGAGCAUGUAUAUAAUAGAGUCUUUCCAUCUGAUAAACAGAGAUAUCAAACUGAUGAUUAUAGCAAAGGACGAUCAAUAAACUGAAAGGACGCCUCUGGUUUUGGAGAAGCACGGCGCGCUGGGUUCACUUUGUGCGUGCAUGGACUGGACUUGUGUUUAAAACUUUUCUUUCCUUACUUGAGACACCGAUAGAUUUUUUAAAUGCCGUCGCUAAAUUUGACAGCUGUGCACACAAUGGCAGAGGUGGGGAGUUUUUUGGGGACAAUCGACUUGGAUUUACAAAGCUUUCCUGCACUCGGGAAUAUGCCUCUGCCGGAGUCUCCAGUGGGCUUGAAUGAGCGACUGGGGCAGAUUGAAGGGAGGCUGCAGCGGGGGUCGCCGACGGAUUUCGGGCACCUCAAAGGGAUCCUGAGGCGGCGGCAGCUCUACUGCAGGACCGGCUUUCAGCUGGAGAUAUUCCCUAAUGGGACUGUGUAUGGGACGAGACAGGACCACAGCAGAUUUGGUAUCCUGGAGUUCAUCAGUCUGGCAGUGGGUCUGGUCAGCAUCAGAGGAGUGGACGCUGGACUUUACCUCGGCAUGAAUGAGAAAGGAGAGCUCUAUGGGUCGAAGAAGCUGACAGCAGAAUGUGUGUUCAGGGAGCAGUUUGAGGAGAACUGGUACAACACCUAUGCUUCAACUCUGUACAAGCACACGGACACGGGACGCUUCUACUACGUGGCCUUAAACAAGGACGGCUCGCCCAGGGAGGGCGGCAGGACUAAAAAACACCAGAAACUCACCCACUUCUUACCCAGGCCGGUGGAGAUUGAAAAGAUCCCUCAGGCGUACAGGGACUUAUUCCAGUACAGGUGACCAGUGCUUACACUGGGAGAACUGGUUACAGUAGGAGGAAUAGAAAUAAAAGAAGAGGAGAGAGAGGGUGUUGUGGAUCAUUUGGACCUGGUACAGAACUCUUCACUCUCAACUCCCCCCGAGGUCACUGUGUUUGCACCUCAGCCCACCACCAAGCACGUCACAGCACUGACAUAAACAUUGUGCAUGUUUCCUGGAUGUCACUUCUUUGCCUCUGUAGUGGACUUGUGACCUGAAAGAGAUGGAGGAGGGGGAGUGAUCUUGUAAAACCACUGUGGACAUGGACAGUUGAGGCAUGAUCACCCAGCUGUGAGGGCGAUCAGGACGUUCCAAUCAGGUGCCAUGUUUUCUCAGUAAACCACUUAAACGCGUAGAUACUGAAGCGACGUGCAGCAACAAGCGGAGUCGUGGAUCUUGGCGGUUUUUGCGUAGCACUAAGCUGGUGUGUAAAAAAAAAAGAAAAAAAGAAUGGUUGACUAAUGAGGACACCAAGAAGAGACUUUUAGGAGCUUUAAAUGACGGAAAGCACUGCAGAUGUCACAUUGUGCAUUUGUCAUGCACUGUACACAGUCAUGGUAAAUGUAAGAAAGGGCACAUUCCACAUACAGAGAGAUAGAUAGUAGAGGAAGGGUCAGAAAUACUCAAACGAUUUGCUACAUGCAUGUUAGGUGACAGGUUGGGAUAGUCAGGUACUAAAGAGUCUGUAAGGUGAGUGUGUGCGCGAGGCAGAACUGGAGUUUUAUUAAGUUGUCUCCAAAAGAAAGGAUGAAAGAUGGGGAAUAAUAAUGUCUCAGAUGAAUGUGAGAUAGUUGAAAGAGCACUUACUGCACAUCCCCAGUCCCAGCUGUAGGCUCGCUUGUUCUCCCAUGUAAUCAUCUGAGUCUAAUGAUCUCAUUCAUCACAUUUAAAUAAAAUAUCAAGCAGCGUCUUGUAGGAGUUGUAUGCAAAACAAGUGAUUAAGCUCGGGACAAAAGCACUUCUCUGACUGUGGUUGUAAAGUAUAAGUGAUGUGGGUUUUUCUUUUAAAGGAUGGUGACUUGUAAUGUUCAGAGUGUCGGGAACAUUAUUAAAAAUGCAAGCAGCUGAGGUGUACAUAUGGGUGAUCCUAUUUAUGAGAUGUACAAUAUAUUUAUUUUCUACGUAUAAAGUAAAAAUAUAAAUCUAUAUAUUUAUUUAUUGCAAAGACUUUAUUUUGUAAUGAACUUGAAGUUAUCUGGACUGUAGAUUCUACUGAAAUUACACCCCCAAAAAACAAAAAAACAACAAAAAAAAAACUGCAAUGAACAUGACAAUAAAAUUGUCCUGCUAUCGAGAACUCAUUGUGAGAGACUAUUUUUGCUUGGAUAAAAAUGUGAUGUACCAAUUAA
Larimichthys crocea (large yellow croaker) is the source of this 2363-nucleotide messenger RNA. RefSeq names its product fibroblast growth factor 16 (gene fgf16). The transcript has 3 exons. The record is from RefSeq and is a predicted model, not a curated record. NCBI's taxonomy places the organism in Eukaryota, Metazoa, Chordata, Actinopteri, Sciaenidae. Gene Ontology annotation, molecular function: growth factor activity. The coding region runs from base 343 to 996 and encodes 217 amino acids.